Molecule: messenger RNA, 2333 nt
Organism: Oryzias latipes (Japanese medaka)
Lineage: Eukaryota; Metazoa; Chordata; Actinopteri; Beloniformes; Adrianichthyidae
Source: RefSeq, a predicted model, not a curated record
GUCGCAGUUUUUAUUUUUAUUUUUUCAUCAAGCACUGAGCCGCGGCCCGCGACCGUCGCCCCCCCUAGAAGAUGAUCUAGCCAGGUUUUGUGCAUGCGUAAACGCGGCGGCGCUCCGUGCUCACCUCUCAGCCUGCACCCUUCACCCCGCGCCCCCUCCCUUCUCCUUCACCCACAUUUGCGUCUACUUCUCAAAGACAGGAGAGAGAGCGCAGCUGCGGGGCGGGGGCGCCGCCAGGUUUUAGGCUGUUACAAACUCUGUGACAUAAGUAAACCAAUAGUGGUGUAUAUAUUAUUUUACAAGGGCCGAGCCGCCGGUGCCGCCCCCCUGCAUUUUUGCGCCCUGGGCAAUCGCCCGUAUAGCCCGUGCCUAAAACCGCUACUGGCUAAAAGGAUGGAAAUUAUUCAUGGUUUAUACAAAUAAUUCACAUUAAACGGUACAUGUGUUGUUGUUAGUUCAUUUUAAGAAUAUCUGACCAAAUAUGGGUAUAACUGUGAUGACGUCUUUAAUGUAGACAGGGUUUAAUCUUCAUAAAUGAUUUAAAUAUAACCUAAAACCAUUUCUUUCAAAAAGCACCUGUUUUUCUUUGAAACUUCAACAGGAAGUUACAUUUUUUUGGGUCAGAGUGGAGAAGUUGCUGCUUUGAAGCCUCCAGCAGAACCAGAAGAUGCGUUUGAAUCAAAUAAGCUCAUCUCUGGAUGACCUGGACGUGGUUUCCUGUUGGACUGAAGACAUGAAAUGUUUCUCAUAAUCAAUCAAAAACAAACUCUUUGAAGUGGGAAUAAUCGGUGAACAGGAAGUUCCGUCUGGAUUAGUUCUGUGAGCAGCGCUGAGCUGCAGAACCUGCGGUCGUUCUGGGGGUUUUGUUGUUGAGAGAGCGCGGCGUCUGAGGCUGUCAGAGACGCUGCACUGUAGAUGUGGGUCACACUGUAGCUGCAGGCCUCCCAGCUCACAGAAAAGGCUUUUCAAACCCGCUGACGCUAAAGUGGAGCAGUGCAGAAAAGCUUUUUGUUCACACUCUUGGUUCCCAUCGGUGGAUUUCUCUGUGGUUCUUCUCUGACCCCGCAGACAGAAACCUGUUCCCGUUCUCUGGAGGUCAAAGGUCUGUUUAGUCUCUUUCUGGGUGGGCGUGGCGGUUGGCUUUUCUCGCCGGUCCUCCUGAACUGACAGGAAGAUGUCCACGUUUACGAGCAGCGAGGGGGGGGACCUCAAAGCCGGGGUUUCCCCCUCCUGGUGGUCUUCAGCCCUCUGAAGAACAGCAGCGGUCAGAGCGUCUCUGCACCUUCAGCUCUGCUUUCAGAUCUGUGAAAGUCUCAGGUUGAGGCCAGCAGAGGAACCGGGGCCGCUCACGGCGGUGGAGGGGGGGUUCUGGAGGAUUAAAAAAGCCUUUUUCGGUUCUUGUUUCUCUGCAGAGGAGCAUGUUCCGCCUCUGGUCUGAAACCGUUCUUCCGCCUCAGGCGCUUUAGUUCUGGCGCCUCUCGGACGGCGGUUCUGGCAGCAUGGCUCGCCGUGACGCCGGCCUCCUUCUGCUGCUGUCUCUGUGCUUCGACUCUGACGUGACUCUGGUGAAAACGGCGAGGGGAGAUCCAGGCGUGACCCCCGUCUGCUCUGGGGCGGCGCUGCAGGACAUCACGCUGAUCGUCUGCCAGAUCCGGACCCGGUGGAGGCGAGAGGACUGCAGAGUUCUGUACCGACACCAGCAGAACUUCAGCUCUGAAUGUGGCUCCGGGUUCCGCUUGGUGACGGAGAACCAGACGCUGUUUCUGCAGGCGGAGGACGGCCGGAACCACACCUGUGAGUGCUCGCACCUGCAGGGCACCGUGGAAGCAGAUGCAGAGGAAGGAGGCGUCAUGUCCGAUCUGAGCAUGCUCGGCUUCACCACAGCGGUCAGCUCCGCCUCCGGACUCGUCAUGGUGGCUGCAGCUUUGCUGGGACUCGUCCUGAGGAACGCGGCUCUCAGAGCUCAGCGACAGGCGGAGCUGCAGAGACCACCUAGCAAAGGCGAUGACGACAGCACGUACGCCAGCCUCCAGCAGCCGACGGACGACCUCUACCAGACCAUUGACAGACGUGACCCCGCCCCCAGGGUCACACGGGUCACGUGGGUCAUACAGGAGACUGAGAUCUAUGAAAACCCGUGAGGAUCGUUUACUCCAGAAUUCCAGUUUCUUCUCAGAUGGAAUGAAAAUAUGGAACUUUGUUUUCAUGGGUUCUCAUUGAGAACAGGAACUGAUCAGGUGACAGGAGCAGAAGAUCCUCAUCAAAGGACGAAGGAAUGUUUGUUUUUCCACAUCAUCUUUAAAACUGAGAUUAAAGUUCUGCUUCUGAAACCC